Diplodia corticola is the source of this 1002-nucleotide messenger RNA. RefSeq names its product phytanoyl-hydroxylase. The record is from RefSeq and is a predicted model, not a curated record. Bases 1 to 1002 code for a protein of 333 amino acids. The transcript is spliced from 3 exons. NCBI's taxonomy places the organism in Eukaryota, Fungi, Ascomycota, Dothideomycetes, Botryosphaeriales, Botryosphaeriaceae.
AUGCCUCACGCAGCAUCGCCGGAACUCGACGCCAGCUGGCCUGGCUACAAAUUCUAUGUGAAUGAUGGCCAGCUGGACCCUGCAGGAAUUGCGCCACUGAAGCCGUCGAGCCCAGACGAGCCCAUUGACGACCUGCGCAAGAGGUACGACGAGAACGGCUACCUUUUCCUCAAGGGGCUUCUACCACGCGACGACGUGCUCAAGUGCCGCGAGAAGUACUUUGCCAUGAUGGCUCCCAGCGGCGUUCUGAAGCCCGGCACCAAGCCCGUCGAGGGCAUCUUCGACGACACCAAGAACAAGGCCGACUAUCCCGGCAUUGGAGCAGGCGCAGCGGGCGGCAAUGGACGUCCUGGAGAAGACACUGCCGCCGCCUUCGUCGAUCUAGCCCUGAAGGCACACUACGAGGAGUGGUACUGCGAGGAUUUUGUCAAACACCCUAUUCUGUGGAACUUCGUUAGUAAGAUGUCUGGUUGGGAUGAGAACACUUUGGGCCUGCGCCGGACGCUGCUCAGAAACAACACUCCGGGAAACCACGCCAUCGGCGUCCACUACGACCAGAUCUUCCUCCGCUACGGUCAACCCAACUCGUUCACCGCGUGGGUGCCCAUCGGCGACAUCGAUAUCCGGGGAGGGGGUCUCAUCUACCUGGAGAACAGCGAUAACCUGGGCCAGGAGAUUGAGCAGGACUUCACCGAAAAGGCCAAGGCGGCAGGCUUCAGCGACGAAGAAACCAGAAAUGCCUUCAACCAAAACAUGAUGGGAACCGGUCUCCUGGCCGAUGGUCCCGCCCAGUUUGGUCGGGACUACAAGAGGAGAUGGCUGCUGACAGACUACGAGGCUGGCGAUGUGGUUCUGCACAAGCCCCACAUGAUCCACGCCUCGACCAUCAACCACGACCCGCACAACAGGAUCAGGCUCGGUACUGAUUUGCGGUUUGUGGAUGCAUCCGGUGCUUACGACAAGAGAUGGACGAACCACUACGAGUUCGGCGAUGGUGUAUAG